AUGCACAACUGUCUUCGAAUCCUCGAAAUUUGUCACCAUAUUUUUGGUUUCUUGGUGGUUGACUUCAUUGAAAUCUGCGCUGUUCGCUACAAUGACGUUGCAAGACUUGCGAGGACAUGCAAGGCGUUCAAGGACCCAGCGCUUGACGUUCUCUGGCGGACGCAGUCUUCCCUGAGCCCUCUUGCGAUGUGUUUGCCUGCUCACCUCUGGGCUAUAGAGGUAGAUAGGGGCAUCAGUGUCCUGAGUCUCCUGCAGGAACCUUCGCAUGAGGACUGGCUGAGCUUGAAAAGAUAUUCUCGCCGAAUCCGAGCUUUUGACCGCAACACACUACAUUUAACUCAAGUCUCGAAGAAUACCUUGCACACUUUUUUCUCGACCAGCCUAUCUCACGAGCUUUUUUCGUCGCUUCAUACUCUGAACGCUAAUGUCCUCUGCGGAGAGCUAAAUCCAAUCCCGUCCCUCGAUCACAUCCGUUUACCCCAACUGGUUUACCUGCGCACCAUCACCCUCCCUCGUCAUGUGGAUAUCUUACCUAGUAGUCUGCGCGAGUUGAUCCAUUUGCAAUAUUUAUGCAACUUAACGGUGACUUUACCCGAUGGAUUCGAUGUCAACGAUAGAUCCGAUGUUGGUAUAUAUCCAUCCGCGCAACCGAUACUCCCCUCACUCCAACAUCUAAGUGUCCUCGCUACCUCUCUAAAGCGUUGUUUCAGCUUGCUUUCUUCUAUCACUUCAUACCAACUUCGCUCUGUUGAGGUUUGCCAUCGCUGGCCUGCCACCCAGAGUGACCUCUACACACUGUUCCAAGAGAUCGAGCGCAUUCACGAACGCUCUCCAAACUUUUACACGCUCAGCGUGCGGUGCUCAAGCGCCCAAACCGAACUCACUUCCUUCGACCUCCCGCAAUCGACACUGACACCCCUCCUUGCAUGUCGCCGCUUGCGCGUUCUCAAACUCGACUCUAUCGGUACGCUGAAUAUCGGUGACGCCUUCAUCACACAGGUCACGCUUGCGUGGCCUGAUAUCGAGGCUCUAUACCUGGAAGGAUUCCAACAGAACAAAGCAUGUGUAACACUGGAAGGCAUACGUGAACUCUUGCAAGGCUGCCGACAGCUUUCCUCGCUCUGUAUGGCCAUCAAUACGAGGAUUCUGCCUGAGGAAGAUCCGGGCGUGCGUUCAUUAUCUCUUAAGAAGUUGCGCAUCAUUCCCUCUUGUAUGGGAGAUCGGAGCGCGAUAGACCGAUAUCUUAGAAUUCUCGCACCAAGGUUGGAAUCAUUGCGCCUGAAGUAG
Molecule: messenger RNA, 1287 nt
Organism: Pisolithus orientalis
Lineage: Eukaryota; Fungi; Basidiomycota; Agaricomycetes; Boletales; Pisolithaceae
Exons: 2
Coding region: 1-1287 (428 amino acids)
Source: RefSeq, a predicted model, not a curated record